Molecule: messenger RNA, 2152 nt
Organism: Serpula lacrymans var. lacrymans S7.9
Lineage: Eukaryota; Fungi; Basidiomycota; Agaricomycetes; Boletales; Serpulaceae
Exons: 16
Coding region: 1-1821 (606 amino acids)
Molecular function (GO): FAD binding
Source: RefSeq, a predicted model, not a curated record
AUGCCUGCACCUGUCAUCAGAGAAUCUGAGGUCGAUGUCCUCAUCAUCGGAGCUGGCCCUGCCGGGUUAAUGGCUGCCAAUGCCCUCGCCAGAGCAGGGACUAACGUUAGAAUUAUUGACAAGAGACCGGCUAUGGUCGCUGCAGGUCAGGCAGACGGUAUAUCCCCACGCACCAUUGAAGUUUUUCAGAGCUACGGGAUAGGUGAACGUCUGUUAAGGGAAGCAUGUCAAGUGCAUAUGGCUGCCUUUUACAAUCCUAACAUGACCGGCGGCAUCGAGCGAACGGGCCGUGCUCCCGACGUAACGGCUCCAACAGCGCGGUAUCCUUUCGAGGUGGCCCUGCAUCAAGGAGGGAUCGAAGCGAUCUUCUUGGAUUCGAUGCACUUGCUGGGCACGGAUGUAGAACGACCCGUAAUACCCACCUCAAUAGAGCUUUCCACUGAUGAAGCCGAGUUGACGGACUCAGCAGCUCAUCCUAUCCGAGUGACUUUGAGGCAUCUGGAUCCAUUGGACGGCAAAGCAGAGACAGAGAUAGUGUGUGCAAAGUUUGUCCUUGGCGCCGAUGGCGCCCACUCUUGGGUUCGCAAAAUGUUUGAUAUCACUAUGGAUGGAGAACAAACAGAGUUCAUUUGGGGUGUGCUCGACAUGAUACCGGAAACCAACUUCCCUGAUAUUCGGAAUAAGAGUCUUGUCCACUCAAACAAUGGAUCUUGCCUUGUUGUUCCCCGGGAGAAAGACAAAAUACGCAUAUACAUGCAAUUAUCGGACAAAGAUGUUUUAGAUCCAAGUACAGGCCGAGUUGACAAGGACCGGAUGGGUCCUGAGCAAUUGUUGCAGGUCGCACAGAAGUCACUCCACCCUUACAAACUGGCUCCAGUUGAUGAAAUUGACUGGUGGACGCUAUAUAUUAUUGGUCAGCGUGUGGCGUCUAGGUUUUCUGUUAAAGAGCGAGUAUUCAUCGCUGGGGAUGCUUGUCAUACGCACUCUCCUAAAGCGGGCCAGGGCAUGAAUGCUAGCAUGAAUGAUGCUCACAAUCUUGUAUGGAAACUUACACAAGUGCUGAGAGGCUGGGCGGAUAUGUCGCUGUUAAAAACAUAUGAAUCAGAACGUCGAAAAUAUGCCCAAGAUUUGAUUGCUUUCGACAAAGACUUCUCCACACUCUUUUCGGGCAAACCACAGACUCAUGAAAAUGAAGAUGGCGUUACACACGAGGAAUUCCUAAGAGCGUUCCAGACGUACGGCGGCUUCACCAGUGGCAUAGGAGUACACUAUAGCAAUUCGGCGAUUGUUAACAACGCUCAUCAGUCAUACGCCAGCAAUCUCAUCAUCGGCGAACGAGUACCGCCCAGGGUUUUCGUACGAGCUGCUGAUGCUUGGCCAUAUGAACUACAGGAUCUGCUUCCGUCGGACUCACGCUUUAAAGUCAUUGUAUUCACGGGUAACUACAAUGAUACGGCUCAGCGUGGAAACGUGGAUGCACUCGCGAAGGAACUGGAAAAACCAGAAAGGUUCUUGAAGGUUUACGUACCAGGAGGAAAGGAGUCGAUGUUUGACAUUAUCACGAUUAGUCAAGGAAAGAAGGAAGAGGUGGACUAUCUUGAGUUCCCCGAUGUGCUCAGGCCCCAUUGGUCAAAGGUUCUUAUUGACGACACCGAUGUCACAGGGAACAUUGGUGGCCAGGGAUAUUCAUAUUACGGUGUUGGACCCGAGGGUGCACUGGUUGUUGUCCGCCCUGAUGGUUAUGUCGGUAUGGUUGCCCCGCUACAGAAAGUUAACGACAUCGACACCUAUUUUGCGUCUUUUCUGCGGCCGAGCUUGUAGGCUAUCACCUUGGAGAUAGUUAUCUUAUUGUGAGAUUUAGUGAACCCAUAACUUAUAGGAUCUGGGCUUCUUCGCGUGGCUCGGUAUGAAGUUGGAGUACAGGGGUACAGCGUACAAUAUUGAUUGCUUCUUGACUCUUCAAGGCGGUAAUGCACUAGACAAAUUGGAUCUCAGGCAGUUUUAUCAAGUGCACGGCUACUAAGUAUCGUUGUAACAAGAAUUGAUGGCAGUAGGGACGUAAAGUUGUGCAGGUAGGAGAAGUCAGGUGCGAGCCAUUUUAGUCUGUGAUGGAUCAUCAUGGAUGAGUGGCAUCAAAUUAUACUUUGAAUUA